ACAGCGGCACUCUGCUACCUGCCAACGCGGUUCUCAUGGAUGGUCGAGUUUUAUCACACAGAGAUUCCAACUGCAUAUCGUGAUCUUGGAUUGGGCGAUCGAUUGGUGGUCCAUGGGUUCCAAUGGGCCGAGACCGCGAAGCUGCUGGUCAUCCCUACGUGUCCCUUUGUCCGGCGAUACCUGGCCAAGAAUAAGGCAGCCUAUGAUUGUGUCGUGCAAAGUGAAAAUGAAGGCUUGUCGCGUCUAUUAACACCACCUUCUUCUGAAGAAGAUGCUGUCGUGACUGUAGAAUAA
Messenger RNA from Zychaea mexicana, 294 nucleotides. RefSeq lists its product as uncharacterized. NCBI's taxonomy places the organism in Eukaryota, Fungi, Mucoromycota, Mucoromycetes, Mucorales, Lichtheimiaceae. The transcript is spliced from 2 exons. The annotation marks the transcript as partial. The record is from RefSeq and is a predicted model, not a curated record.